UAAUGCUUCUGGCUCGCAGCGAGGUCCACUUCCUUGUAUAUAAAGUGGGGAGGGGAGGCUCAUUUUCGAGGGGGGGGAAAAAUCUCCCGCAGGAAUCCGGAACGCCAGAGAGGCAUUUUGCCAUCGACUGUAGGUUUCCCUUCACGGAUCGUCUUCUUGUCUCGGUUGGAAAGAUUCCGGCUUGUCCAUUGCCCACACAAAGCCGAUGGCUGACGGAGAGGUGCCCCGGACGGGAUUCAGCCUGCAGUUGCAAGCCGCUUUGGAGAAGUGGAUGCAGCCAGGAUUCAAAAGGCAGGAUCUGGGCCGAGCGGCUUCCAAAUCGGGCGAGGAGGUAGGAGGAGACCGGAAGAGCUGCAGAGGGCUCGAGGGAACGGAGCAACUGGUAAAACAGGAGCCGGACCUGCUGUCUCAGCAGUGGGAAGCCCAGUGGCAGGAAUUUUUGAAGAUGUCUGAAUCCCAGCAGCCCUGGGGGCUUGUGUCCCUGGUCCAGGAGGAGCCCUCCCCCUGGGAUGACGCCAAGGCCUUCCUGGCUUCCUUCGAACAGGUGGCCGAGGCCUGCCAGUGGCCCAGGGAGGAGUGGGCAUCCCGGCUGCUGCCCGCCCUCCGAGGAGAAGCCGAGCGAGCGUAUUGCAAUCUGGGAAGCUCCGAGCGAGAGGAUUAUGGUAAAGUGAAGGCGGCCAUUUUGCACAGGGACGCCCUGGGCCGCGAGAAGCUGCGCCAGCACUUCCGCCGCUUCUGCUACCAGGAGGCCGAGGGGCCGCGAGGGGCAUAUAGCCGGCUGCAGGCGCUUUGCCACCAAUGGCUGAAGGUGGAGCAUCACUCCAAGGAGCAGAUCCUGGAGUUGUUGAUCCUGGAGCAAUUCUUGGCCAUCUUGCCGCCCGAGAUCCAGAGCUGGGUCCGUGGAAACAGCCCCGAGACUUGCAUUCAGGCGGUGUCCCUGGCUGAGGACUUUCUGCAAAUGCAAGAGGAAGGGCAUCAACAUCAGGAGCAGGAGGUGCUCAAGGAAGUGAGGGAUGCUGCAGAGGAUUGUGGGAAGGGACCACUGUUCAGGGAGGCUAAUCAUGAGGGGAACUCUGGAGAUGCCGGUGAAGGGAGUAGAGGCGUUGACAAAAUGGAGAAAUAUGGGCUGGAGAAUUCUGAGCCUGAAACAUCGCACGAGAUGCUCGGCGGGAGAACGGAAGAGCAGGUGGCUCCGUUCGGGGAGCAGGAAAACCUUCCCCAAAGCCAAGACAGACUAAUUUGGCCGCAGAAAUUCCUUCCCAAGGAGAUGGGCGAUAGUGCCGUUCCUUGUCGAGGAAGUUACAGGGAGCUCAGCCAGUCCAAAAUGCCCAUGGUUAAGAAGUACGGCGCCUCCAGCAUCAUCGCAAGGAGUUUCUACCAUAAAUCAAACUUCACUAAACAAAAAAAAAUCCACCCGGGAGAAAAAACGUACAGCUGUUUGAAUUGCGGGCGGAGAUUCAGUCGUAGGUCGAAUCUUAAACGCCAUGAGGGCAUCCAUACGGGGGAGAGACCCCACGAGUGCUUGGAAUGUGGGAAGAAGUUCACUCGGAAGUCUUACCUCCUUAAACACAGCACCGUUCACAUGUACGGAGGAGCGACAUAGCAGUUGGCGAAAAAAGACGGGUGGAUAAAAAAUCGGUACUUGUGGGGAAACGAGUCGAAAAGGGGGAUUUGGUUCUCCUUCAGAUCUUUAUGGUUCUCAGGGAGCAUCUGUUUGCCGGCUACGUUGGGAAUCCCGGGAAAUGCUAAGACCUUGAGGAAAAUGUUAAUCUAGGAUACACAAUAUGGAGGAUUCCUCCAGAGCUUCAUAAUUUUUUGGGGGGGGUGUGGGGAGCUCAUAAUGCACGAGAAGGAGGGAGAGAUUACAAUAAUCUUGAUUAGAUGCCAGCCUGUUUCCACCUCACUCCUUGAGUUACAGGAUGCCGUAACUCGGUUCCAAGACAAUGAUUAUUUGGGAUAUUGUUAUUUGGGCUAUUUCGUCUGUGAAAACGAGUGAAGACGCAUAUGCCGAAGCUUAAAUCGGAAUGCCUAUUUGGAAGGCUGAAAUGUUUCUAUAUAACAACACAGAAGAUCUUAAAUAUAAUUAUGAGACAGUAUACACUUUGAAUUCCAUCCAGCACAUAAUUCCACGAGGAACAGCUGCCAGACGGAGAGGAGGGAAGCUGUUCCGUGGAGAAUUAGAAACACUCCAGCAUCAAAUCUGAGUGAUCCAAAUUCACUCGUAUUAAUCUGAGCAGAUUGGUUACUUCCAAGAUGAUAUAGGGCAGGGGUGUCAAAACUGGCGGCCCGUGGGCUGGGUGCGUCAUGCCCAGGCCACGCCCACUCUGGCUCCGCAAAGGCAAAAACUGUCGCGAUACGCCACGUGACGCGAUUGAGUUUGAGACCCAUGAUAUAGGGGGACUCCCCUCCUGCCCCCCCCAUAGCCAUUUUACCUUUACAGUUUUUCCUUGGUGGUUUGGUCUAUUUCAAUAUUUCUGAACCUUGGCAACUUUUAAGAUGUGUAGACUUCCACUCCCAGAAUCCUGGGAGUAGAAGUCCACAUAUCUUAAAGCUGCCAACAUUCAGAGCUUUCGGUUUAUUUGAUUCAAUGGAUAUGUUCACCUUCUUUUCCCCAAGUGAGUGGUUUAUAGUGUUAAAAAACACAAUAUUAUGCAAAAAAAAAAAAAAAUCCAGGACAGGAAAACACGACAGAAGAAAACUCAUUGAAACUUCUGUGGCGCAGGUAGUAUUAUUAAUGCAUCCGAACAGUUCAAGAGCCGUUUGGCUCAAUAUGUGAGGGAAGAACCAAGUUUUUGGUGUCCUUCUAAAGCAGUGUUUCUCAACCUUGAAAGCUUGAAGAUGGGUGGACUUCAACUCCAGCUGGCUGGGGGAUUCUGGGAGUUGAAGUCCACCUAUAUUCACGCUCCCAAGGUUGAGAAACGCUGUUCUAAAGGCUGGCAGAGCUGGGAUCAUGUGGUACUCAAAACAAAGAUGCUGAUUUGGGGAAAUGCUCCUUCGCAGAAGAGCCUCCUUGAAGAAGAAAAUCCAACUAGAACUUUUGAGGAAUAGUUGUUCUUCAUCCUUUUAUGUUUGGAGAUCUCCUUAUUUGGAGAUGCUGGACCAAGUCAUGAUCUGUCCAACUUUUAAUUCUCAAUCCAUCACCUCUGCCCACUUUCUACUAUUCCUGCCAGCCCAUUUAGAGCCAGUGUUUAUCACCUUUGCUUCUUUUAAGAUGGGUGGACUUCAACUCCCAGAAUUCCCCGGCCGGUGUGAUUGACUGGGGAAUCCUGGGAAUAGAAGUCCACGCAUUUUAAAGUGGCUAAUCUUGAGAAACACUGGUUUAGAGAAAAAAGAUCCCAGCUGGCCUCUGCUUUUAUGCAUCUCUCUGUUCAGAACCUCCUAGAUGUAAUCCAUGUUUCUCUCUCUCUUAUUUUUUUUCCUCAUGCACACAUAUUAAAAUAAAAGCUUGCAGUCUAAUUGCAGUCUGUUUUGAGUAAUUAUCGCCCCUCUUUAGAGAAGUUAUUCCCCUUUUCUUUGCUGGAAAUAAAUCUGGACAGGCAGUACACCACCUGAUAAUUUUUUUUUUGUUCCUGGUGUGGGUUCAUGUAAGGGUGUGAAGACGAGGGUGCACAAUUACCAGAACGAAGUCAAAAACCAGGGAAUUCUUGAGCUUUGUCUUCUGCUCCCAAAGCUACUGCAGGCCCCUUGCAAAGAAGUCUUGAAUGUAAAGAUGCCUUUCAUGGGAUUGGGAUGAAUAAAGUUCUCUAAAC
This is a messenger RNA of Pantherophis guttatus, 3749 nucleotides long. RefSeq lists its product as uncharacterized. The record is from RefSeq and is a predicted model, not a curated record. Lineage: Eukaryota; Metazoa; Chordata; Lepidosauria; Squamata; Colubridae.